Messenger RNA from Acipenser ruthenus (sterlet), 3656 nucleotides. RefSeq lists its product as uncharacterized. The record is from RefSeq and is a predicted model, not a curated record. Lineage: Eukaryota; Metazoa; Chordata; Actinopteri; Acipenseriformes; Acipenseridae. The coding region runs from base 234 to 2495 and encodes 753 amino acids. The transcript is spliced from 6 exons.
CACACUUCCUGUGGUAUAUUUAUGACUCUGUGAGCCCAGUUCCGGUGUCUGCUGAUACGAGCGCUGAGUCUCCCGUCUAAAUGCAGGGGAGUCAGGGGACCUUUUUAUAUCACGGAACGCAAGGCAAAGACAGGCAGAUCUCGGGAAAUAACUAUCACACGUUUAUACCAUAUCACACCUUGGCUUGAAUUCCUAUGGAGUUUUACCAUUUGGGAGGGAAGUAAGCUGAAGCUAUGGAGGACUGCUUACAUACGUCUUCUGAAAACCUGUCAAAGCUGGUGAGCUGGGCCCACAGCCAUGGGACGAUCUGCAGCCUCAUCCCCAACCUGAAGCACCUGCUGUCUGAGGGCUCCCAGGGGAACCUGACAGCCAUGUGGGGCUGUACCGCCGGUCAUGCUUACCACUGGCCUCUGACGGCUACCUGUCGGGCCGGAUCCCAGGAACGCAUGUGCUAUCAGGACAGCCGCAGCUUCAACUCAGACAGUGCCAGCAUUAGUGGGGCGGCCUCCGAAACGCAGCCCAGUCCCGGGGAGAGAUUCCCAGGAAGGACGGUGAAAGCCAAGGUGGACUGCAACCGGACCCAAGACUCCUACGACUUCUCCAACUGCAGUGAGCCUUCAGAAGUAGAAGACAAUAUGGAGGAAUAUGAGGAUGAGAACGCCUUGUUUGACAUGGUGUGUGAGUCCUCUCCAACGGACGAGGACAGUGACUUUGAAACCCAGCUGCUCAGACAGCAGCAGCACAGUGCCCCUCAGAAGAGGCCCAACACAAGCCCACUUCCUUCUGGUGCAGAGAGCAAACCUUCCUGCCAAAACAUGGAGGAUAGCGGCAGCAGUGGAGGAGACAACAUGAUCGUGAAGAAGAUAAAGCAGGAGAUGCCUGAGGACUACUACAUUGUGGCCGAUGCUGAGCUUACUGGGGGUAUCAAUGGCCCCGCUUUGUCCCUCACUCAGACACCAAAGCAGUCCCAAACCACUCUCCCAGGACCUUCAUCAUACACCGUGCCUCAUAUGCCACCCACAUUGGCGUCUCCCAUCCUCAGUGUCGAGAAUGACACUCAAGGAGUCUCUAUCUCUCCCCCAAUCAGUUCACAUGGUAUGAUUCCAAUGUCUGUAAGGGGCCCUGUUGCGGGACACUGUAGGCUUGUGACGAAUGUCCAGGCUUCCAGCCAGCCGUUGACCCAUCAGAUGCCAGUCAGUACAUCUGGAGUCAACCAGCAAAUCAACAUUCCCUUAUCGGCCUUGCAGAUUCCAGGGCAGACUGAGCAUGUCCCAAUAGAAGAGCUUGUCAAACCGUCCCCCAAACCAGUGGCUUCCUGCGAGGUUGCUCUGUCUCCCUCCAUGAUCACUGAGCCGGAAGUCAGCUCCAGCCAGCAGCAAAAUAAUGCCUCUGUAGCUUUUGCAAUGGAUGGUAACACUGAAGCAGCAUCAGAUAUUGACGAAAGACAAGCCGAAGCUAACAGGGAACAGAACGAAAAGACCAUCAGGAGCACCCAGACGUCACUUCGAAACUUCCGGGAGGAUACAAAGCUGAACAAAUUCCCUGUAUUCAAUUUUAAUGACGAACUGAAGGAUUUGUGUGUGAGUGCCGUGAGCGCCAACACUACCAAGGCUACUCUCUAUGCAUUGAAUGUCUGGAGGUACUGGUGUAUGACCAAAGGGCUAAAGGACUAUAUGGACAUCACUAAGAUCCCAGCCCCCAAGCUGAACGAGCUGCUGGGAGAUUUCUACGUGAGUGUAAAGAAGACGGAUGGCUCGGAUUUCCUGGCCACCUCUCUGCACGCCAUUCGGAGGGGCCUAGACCGCAUGCUGAAAAAUGCUGGCGUGGGCUUCUCCAUCACCAGCAGCAUCUUCAACUCCUCGUCCCAGAAGCUCAAAGAGAAGCUCCAUGUGCUCAGCAAGGCAGGCAUGUCGGGUGCCCGCUCCCGUAACAUUAUCUAUUUCUCCCUCAACGAUGAGGAGGAGAUGUGGAGGAUUGGUUGCCUGGGUGAUGAAGGGCCUGUGGCUUUGCUGUCUACAGUGGUCAAGUACAAUAGCCAGUUCUUCAACAUGAGGACCUUGCAGGAGCAUGCUGACUUGAUGUUUGGUGACGUCGAACUACUGAAGGACAGGGACAACCGGCCUUUCUUCGGCAGAACUGACAGUGUCAAGCGGGAGAAGAGGGUCGGCAGCAAUACCAAAGUGUGCUACGGGCAGGUCUACCACGAGCACUCCCGGGGCCAGAAACGCUGCCCCUACUGCCUACUCUACAAGUACAUGUACACCCACCGACCGCCAACGCUCAUGGACCCCUGCUCCCCCUUCUACCUGGCCGCCCGCAAGGAGAUGUGUUCAGUCAACGGUGUCUGGUACGAGGAACAGAGAAUGGGCCUUCGCUCCCUCAGGGGGGUUGUGCCUAAGCUGGCCAAGAAGGUACGGCUGGAGCAAUGUGAUAACUUCACUUUUGUCUCCUUCACACAGGCCUCUAGGAAGUUCUCUCACAUCAACCACCUGUGAUUUAAAAUGGAACAAUAGACUGGCCCUUUCAAACAGAAGACAAUAGUAAAUUCAAAACAUUAUUCUUAAAAUAGUUAGUGUCCUGGCAAGUUAAUAUGUACAAAACUAUGCAUUUUUUUAGUAAAACAUACUUUACUUCCUUGUGAGGCCCAUUUUAUCAUUGUAGGUUGUUAUGGUGAAUAUUUUAUGAGUUACAGAUUUAUAGUUAUUGCCAGUACAGAUAUUGAUUUUGCUUGUGUCCACUGGAGGACUGCUUCUAUUAAAACAGUUUAGAUAUCGUUUUCACUUUUCUUUAGCCUGCACAAGUAUAGCUUGAAAAGGUGUUUUUUUUUAAUCCAAGCAGUAGUACAGUACCUUGUUUUGAGAUCAUUAAAGCGUGGAAGAGACCUGCAAAAUAUCUGUCUGAUAUUCUAUAUUAACAAAAUACUCAACUCCGCCUUUACUUCCAUCAUGCGGUGUGCAAGAGAUCAUGAGAUAUAAAGAGUGCUCCAGGGCUAUUUUUCUAUUGAGUGCCAGUGGUAAUGUGGUCUGUGUUGAAGUCUGUUUCACUGUUGCCCAGGGUCCACAGAAAAAAAUAUAUUAACCUGGUGAUGGAUGACAUAAGAGAAAUAAACCUCUGAACACAAUUCUUCAUCAGUGCAUGCACAGUUGAGAUCGCAGGUUUUCUACUGCUGUGUAAAAGCGUUUUGUGAUUGCAGUAUCAUAUUGACAUGUAGCAGAAUACUUUAUUUACAGCAGUAGUAUGGUAAUAAGCAUUAUAUUUAGCUGUACUAAUGCAAAUUUUUAAUGUUAACGUAAUUAAAUAUUAUCUGAAGUACAUUAAAUAUUAUUAUUAUUAUUUAUUUCUUAGCAGACGCCCUUAUCCAGGGCGACUUACAAUUAUUACAAGAUAUUACAUUAUACAGAUAUCACAUUAUUUUUUACAUACAAUUACCCAUUUAUACAGUUGGGUUUUUACUGGAGCAAUCUAGGUAAAGUACCUGGCUCAAGGGUACAACAGCAGUGUCCCCCACUGGGGAUUGAACCCACAACCCUCCGGUUAAGAGUCCAGAGCCCUAACCACUACUCCACACUGCUGCCCAUUAGCUUGAUUUGAUUCCAGAAUUCGCAAUUCUCUUAUUUAAUUAGAUUAAUAAAUAUUGCAAAAAGGUAAUCAAUUAA